AUGGAGGUUGCCAAGUCUGUAGUUGCAAGUGAACUGGUGAGCCGGUUCAUCUCCUUCCUGAUGAACAAGUACCAAUCCUCCAGCCAUGCACAGUCAGAGGAGAAGGUGCUGGAGAACUUGCAGCAUCUCCUGAUGAGAGCUUGCACCAUCGUCGAGGAGGCAGACACACGAUACAUAACCAACUCCGGGAUGAUGAUGCAGCUCAAGACGCUCUCAGAGGCCAUGUACCGAGGAUACAGUGUGCUGGAUAACUCGAGGUACCAAGCCCUCCAAGAUGGUGCGUGCAUUGACAAGGUUAGCAGCAACAAUUCAUCUAGCAGCAGUUUGUAUUUAGCCAAGCGCUCACGAACAACAACUGAUAAGGGCACACACCUUGAGUCGCACAGUGCCUUGGAAAGUUUAGAAAUUGCUAUAGCUGACAUGGUAGAAUUUGUUGUGCUUCUGGGUGGAUGUGAGCGCAUGUCUCGUAGGCCAUACGACGUUUAUCUUUACACCGACAACUUCAUGUUCAGCCGACAUGCUGAAAAGCAAAAGCUCUUGAGCUUCUUGUUGCAGCACAACGACCCUCACGGAGAUCAUGCACUCCCAGUUCUCCCGGUCAUAGGUGGUCCAACAACUGGGAAGAAAACUUUGGUUGCCCAUGUGUGCGGCGAUGAAAGGGUUCGCUCGCGAUUCCCUUCUGUAUUGCACUUAGAUGGAGACAACAUUAUGAGCAUACUUGACCAUGGAAGGACCAUGGAAGGAAUGUUGUUGGUCGUUAUCGAGUUUGCUUCUGAUGUAGGGGACGAUGAUUGGAAAAAGUUUCGCUCAUUUUUCAUAAGAAUAGGCAGAGGAAGUAAGAUAAUCAUCAUAAGUAAACUAAAAAUAUUAGGCAGGUUUGGAUCGGUGAAACCAAUUUUCCUUACUGUUCUAUCAAAUGAUGAGUUGAGGUACCUUUUCAAGGCAUUGGCAUUCGGGAGCAUAGACCCUGCAGAACAUCCACGGUUAGUUCAAGUAGCAGAUGAAUUUGUGAAGGUGUUGAACAAUAUGCAAGGUUCACUUAUCGCAGCAAAUUCAUACGCGGAUGUGUUGAGAAAAAAUCUCAAUGUUCGGUUUUGGCGUUGCACAUUGGACAAGGCAAUAAGAUUUCUUAAAAGAAACCUAUCCAUAGAUGGUGUGCAACCAAGCACGCGUUUAGCACAAGGUCAUCAAGUGGACAUAACAGACUUUGCUUUGCAUCCACUUAGCAUGACACGUUAUACAAUUAAUGUUUCAAUCAAGGAGGAAUCACCAAGUGUGACAUUGGGGGGACUUAUAGUAGAUCCAAGUGUUAGACCAGAAGGAGACUUUAUUCUAACAUCAUGGGAAUCAAGGUUACCCCCUCAUAAAUCAUUUGUUUAUUUUGCUACAAGUCAUGCUCAUGACACAUGUGAAGGUAGUGCUUUGUUAGGUAGGAAGCGACGAGGAGUGCCAAUUUAAGAGUUUUUUUUUGGAGCUCAUGUAAUGUAACUCUUGUUGUAUUUUUUUGAUACAUGGUAAAAGAAA
Aegilops tauschii subsp. strangulata is the source of this 1524-nucleotide messenger RNA. RefSeq lists its product as uncharacterized. The record is from RefSeq and is a predicted model, not a curated record. Lineage: Eukaryota; Viridiplantae; Streptophyta; Magnoliopsida; Poales; Poaceae.